AUGCAGGCGCUGGCCCGGGGCUGCGGGCGCGCCGGCGGCCCGUUGCGCGAGCUGUGCGCGGCCCGGGUGGGGCUGCUGGAGCGGGACGCCUCCCUGCGCGGUGCGCUGGCGGCGCUGCGGCGCGCCCGCGGCGGCGGCAGCGCAGCGUGGUGGGAGCACGUUGGCGCAGACGGGGAGGCAGUUGUAGGCGAGGCGGGGCACGCCCUCAGGGUGAAGAUGAGCGAGUACCUCUGCCUCGUGGCGCACGUGGAGGCGCUGAGCGCGGCCGCGCCGGGCGCCGCGGCGGAGCCUAGGGCGCGCGCGGAGCCGCUGCGGGAGGCGGCCGGGCUGCGCGAGGACCUGCGCGUCGUGCUGGCAGCACUGGAGGGCCACGGCGCCGUGGCGGCGCUCACGGGGGCGGGCGGCUCCGCGGGCGCCACGGGCGCCGGCCCUCCCGAGGAGGUGCCC
Molecule: messenger RNA, 447 nt
Organism: Prorocentrum cordatum
Lineage: Eukaryota; Dinophyceae; Prorocentrales; Prorocentraceae
Source: the annotation of a GenBank genome assembly